AUGAUGUGCACACAAUCCCUGAACGACCAUGAAGUUGGUGAGAAGGAUGAGGUAGUAGAUGGUCAUGGCAGAGGGAGAGUGAAUGACCAAGCUGCUUGUGGUAUUUGCCCCCUAAACCAAGAACUCAAGCUCUCUGUCUCUGGAAGAACAGAAUUGUUCAAGUUCAUUAAAGAACUCGACCCCGAACUUAUACCCCACGAAAAUCUGGUUCGCCUCAACCUGGUUGCGAGCUUGAGUCAUUACAUUAGUGACCAAGCUGCUUGUAGUAGUGAUACCGAUGGCGGCGAUGCGGCGGGCACUUCGUUUGCAACGACGGCUAAGGGCGUGCUUCCCUGCAAUCUUCUUCGAUAUCUUCCUAGGACCAUCGAAAACUGUAGAUCAUUGGAAGAGUUGAAUGCAAACUUCAACCAGUUAACAAAACUGCCAGACACAAUUAGAUUUGAACUUCUCAACCUCAAAAAGCUUUCUGUAAACUCAAACAAGCUUGUGUUCCUCCCUUCCUCCACCUCCCACCUAACCAAUCUUCGAGAUCAACCAUAUCAUAAACAUACCCCAGAUCUUAUUUUCUCGGCAGAUGACCCAGCAACCACCUCAACCUUAACCAAGCAGUCCUUCAAUGUCAUCUCCCCAAAACUGGCUUUCGAGGUUUCCCGGGUUUAG
Messenger RNA from Fraxinus pennsylvanica, 660 nucleotides. Lineage: Eukaryota; Viridiplantae; Streptophyta; Magnoliopsida; Lamiales; Oleaceae. The record is from the annotation of a GenBank genome assembly.